This is a messenger RNA of Anisakis simplex (herring worm), 4740 nucleotides long. The record is from the annotation of a GenBank genome assembly. NCBI's taxonomy places the organism in Eukaryota, Metazoa, Nematoda, Chromadorea, Rhabditida, Anisakidae.
CCCAUUCGCGUUGUCAUUGUCACGGCAGAGACAGGUUCGGGGAAGAGUACUCAGAUUCCUCUCUAUUUGGCACUUGAUGGUAUUAUUGCUGAUGAGAUGCGUGUUUUAUGUACAGCGCCAAGAAAGCUUGCGGCCAGAUCUGUAGCACAUUAUGUUUCGCGAGAACUUCAAAACACUAAGUACUUCGCAUCUGCCAAAAUAGAAGGUUUUUUAACGUGUGCCCAGGCGAAGUUUAUAAUUUGUGCUAAACGUGCUCUCCUUUGGAGGAUUGUCUUCAUAACGCCGUGGCAUUUAUUGAAAGAAUUGCGUGAGAAUGAGAUGCUGAAAGAAUAUGGAUGUGUGAUGAUCGAUGAGGCACAUGAAAGAUCGAUCGAUGGUGACUUGUGUUUGAGUGUGAUCAAGCGGAUAAUGAGAAGUCGAGAGGAUCUUAAACUUGUGAUCACGUCGGCGUCGAUGGAUGAAGGUGUAUUUAAGAAGUAUUUUGAUGAGUUCGGUGUGGCGACUCUUUCGAUUACAAAUCGCCAGUACCCAGUAGAAAUCAAAUACGCAUUGUUAGUGUUGAUUAUUUUGAAGAAAGUCACGAAUUUCAGUCCAUCAGAGGUGCAAGAUGCAGAGAUACGUUUGCAGAAAAUCUUGACGGGUAUUCAGUAUCCAGCACACGUGGAAAUUUUAUCUCUGCAUGGCAGAAUGAACCGACGUGAACAAUCACGCGCAUGCGCUCCGUGUCAUGGCGAUUGUUUGUUCAGGGUUCUUUUUGCGACCAAUGUGGCUGAAGCAUCACUUACAAUACCCAAUGUUCGAUAUGUUAUCGACUGUGGUCUUGCGAAGAGGGAACGUUACGAUGCAAUUCGUGAAACGAGUAUUAUACAAUUGGGCCGUAUCUCAAAGAGUGAAGCGCAACAACGGACUGGACGAAUUUGCUAUCGACUUUAUUCGGAGGAGGAUUACGAAACAAUGGAGAAGGUACCAAUACCGGAGAUAAUGAGGAAGAAUUUAGAUUCAGUCCUCUUGUAUUUGCUAUCAGUUGGCGUUGAAAAGCCGGAAACUUUUGACUUUAUUGGAGAAUCUAUUGGGAAAGAACGUUUUCAACAGUCGUAUACAACUCUAACAUCACUGCAAGCGGUCGAAUCCAGCGGAGGAAUAUUGUCGUUGACGCAGAUGGGUCGUCAAAUGACCGCUUUUCCAAUACCUCCUACAUUAUCCUACAUGAUAUUGGAAUCAAAAAAAUACAGUAUUGUGCCGGAAAUGGCUGUGAUUUGUGCAUGCAUUAAUAUCAGAUCAAUUUUCUCUUAUCGUCGCAGUCAAGAGGGCAAAUACCGAGCCGAUUCUGUGCGAUUACGUUUGAAUGAUGAAUUUGGUGAUCCGUUGACAUAUCUCAGGAAUAUUUUAAAUUGUUAUGUGAUUUUCCAGGAACAGUAUUAUGCAUUCAACUGUGAGCGAUAUGAAUUCGGAAUAGAUGGUGUUGCACAAGUCGUUCGUCGACUGUUUUGUGAAGUUUUUAAACGAAACGUCGCUGUUUACAGUGGAUCACUACAGGGCGGCUAUAUUAAUAUGGCGACCGAGGAAAGAGUUUGGAUUCAUCCAGCUUCAUCAUUGAGACAGUUAGGUGUAACGCCAGAAUAUAUCGUAUAUGAGUAUGCGCAUUGCACAAGUCGAUUGUUCGCAAAUGAUGUAAUGCAAGCUGAUGCGGAUUGGGUGAAGAGUGUUGUUAGCGAUCACGUUUUGAAGCGUAUCGAAGAGGUUCUCUUUGAGUGCUGGCGAGUGAUUGACAUCGUUCGCUUCUUGAAGAUACAUAUUGGAGCGGGCGCUAUCGCGAAAGAAAUCCUUUUGAGAGGUGAAUAUUGUACAAUAUUCGCGGGCAGAGGUCACAAAUACUUCGAUUGGCGAAUCAAUACCAAAUUUCUACACGAUGAAUUAUAUCCGCAUUUCGAAAAGUAUGGUAAGAUCACAUCUGUGGUAUGUUUCCGUGAGUUCUUGCAUGAGCGUACUGGUUGCGCUUGUAAGAUCCGUUUCGAUAAUAAAGAAAUCGCGAGACGUGUCGUUGAGGCGCAUGUGGACGAUUCAGAUUGGGGUGUUUCGGUAUAUGUCGAACCCGAGAGUGUCAAAAAGGUGAAUAUAUCACAAGUGUACGACUUUCAACGGUUCUUCAUCGAUGUGCGUUGGCGUAGACGAAAAAGUCAUCGAUGCGGAAAAGCGCUGUUACCAAACAUAUCGUUCGAACAGUUGCAACGAUUGGGCGAAAGAUUAGCACGUGAGCAUUUCCCUUCACAAGUAGAAACACACUACGGUCAUCAUCAGUCACUAUUUGACGAGCAGACGGAUUCGUUACGAUGGGAUCAAGCACCUCCAGAGAUUUUUUUUCGUGAAAUGGAUGAAGAAAUGACAUCCGAAGAAUUACAUGAAAGAAUUGAACCACAUUGUCGCGCAUUAAAUAUUGAUUUGAAAGCUGAUUGUGUUUUUGUGAUAUACGAUAAAAGUUAUCCACCUGAAAGUGGAGAAAAAUUACGAGAGUAUAAGGAACGAAUAAGUUCAUAUUUGGAAAGAUUAGGGAUGGAAUCAAAAAUUAUACCAGAAUCAAUUGAACCAGCACCGUCAACUUCUAUGCAAAGCGAGAUUGAUCAUGUGAAUAAUCGUGAAUUACCAUUCGACAUUGAAAUUGAUCCGGUAAAAAGAGCAUCAGAUCUGGAGAUAACUGCACGAGUACAUUUCCUCAAUGUGGACAUUGGUCGUAGAUUUAUGAGUGCAGUGGAGAGGAAUGUCGAGAGCACGGGAGUACCGCUUUCGAUGGGUGACGUAGUUGUUGACUCGGUUAAAAUGAGAGAGUGCUAUGAAAUCGGUUUUGAGAUGUCGAAAAGAUUGCUCACGUCACUCUACGAUGAUCUCGCUGACUUAGAACAACGAAUACAACGCUCAGGUAUUAUUAUUGGCAUGAGUCAGUUCACACCAAUAAUACCGCGGCUUAUAUCGUUAGCGUGCAUUACCACGACCAUGAACAACAAGCCAUUUUGCAGAAGGGUGUGUGAAGCGCAUCAGCAAUUGAGAGCAUUAGUUGAAGGAAUAACGCUCGACUGUAGAGAUGCAAACGAAAGACGGAGAGCUGGCGAGCAAUCGCUUGUGGAACAACCUUAUUAUAAACUGUUGAGCGAUGGAGCACGGAUGUUUAACCAAAUCCGGAAGAACAUAUCUGAAGAAGUCAUUGUGACAUUCGUGCAGUUAGAGAAGCUAAUUCGUUUGCAAGGAUCGAGGGAAUUAAUUAAAGAAACAAAACAAAUUAUCGACGACUUUCUCGAAGACAGGUUUUUUCUGAGAAUCCGUCUAAAUCCACCGUGCUAUCGCUAUGGAAUAACGAUGGCACUUCUCAAGGAAUUCGGUGAUGAAAAUUUGCAACGUUUGGCUGUAGAGAUCGGUUCAAACGUACAACUUCGUUUACGGAUGCCAAUGCAACAACUUUACUUUUAUGGUAUUGAAGCUGAAUACGACAAACUUUUGGAAUGGUUACGUGACUUCUCAGAACGCCUUCCACCUACCGAUGAAUUGAGUGAUGUUGAACCCUUAACGUGUGCAAUCUGUACGUGUGCACCGAAUUCGGAAUCAUUUUAUUGCUUUGAAGCGUGUGGACAUUACGCAUGUAUUGAAUGUCUCAACAAUCAGUUUUUACGGCGAUAUGAAGUUUACGGCGAUUUUUUUUUGAUUCAAUGUUUUCAGCAAUUGAUGAUGGACGGACGAAAAAGGAAUUUGAUGAGUAUUAGAGGUUUGAUUGAUAGUUCGCUGACAUUCUAUAUGAAUCGUAACAUCGAUAAAUAUCGUCCUUGUAUAACACCGAAUUGUCGUGGAAUUCAUCAGGUUCAUUUCGUUCCGGUCACCGCGAAUUUUACAAUAAUUGACUUGGAGCGUUCUUUUAAGGUGACGCCUGAGCCGAAUUUGCAUGCGUGUACGUUAUGUAGACGUGAGUUGUGCUCACAUUGUGGGAACGAAAGUCAUGGAAAAUUGAGUUGCGAAGAAUAUGGAAGAAUACGAAGUAGUGCAGAUGAGUCAAUUGUUCAGUGGAUAGAAAAAGAUCCGGAUCAUCGUCGCAGAUGUCCGAAGUGCGGCACCGUGAUUGAGAAAGAAGCCGGCUGUAAUCAUAUGCAGUGUGAGAAAUGUAAAAUUCACUUCUGUUGGCUGUGCCCAUUCUCGGUGAUUUAUCCAUUUUUUCUGUUCAAUUCUUUUUUUCUCAUUAUCACGGCGAAAAUAACAAUGGCAGCUGUAGAACUAUUAACAUGGAAUCAAUUUCAGCAUGAGGAAAGCGGAGCCGUAUAUGCACAUUUACAAGAUGAGCACGGUGGACUUGGCGCCGAUUUGGAAGCGCUUCUUCAGGAUAUUGAUGAUCCAGCUCAAGCACGAAGGCUAAUGGCUGAGCUGAGGAAUCAAGGUGCAAUGGCAGCAGAUGUUUGGGAUGACGAAUUAGUGGAUGAUGAUGAGUGGUUUGAGGAUGAGCCAUGGACACUGGAACAAGGAGACGAGGAUUUGGGUUUUGAUUUGGCUGAUAAUAUUGGUGAUGGUCUGGACGAGAUGGAUAUGUGGUCUGAAGAUUAUGAGGAUAUUGGCCAAGAUUUUGUCGAUGAUUUCGAUGGAGAUGACGUUGAUUUACCAGAUGAAGUGGAUCAUAUGGAUAUGGAUCAUCUUGAAGAUGACUUGAAUUCAGACGAUAACGGAAUAUCGAUUUGGGAUGACGGACAGACUGAGACUGAGUAUGAAUAG